Cuscuta epithymum is the source of this 1782-nucleotide messenger RNA. The record is from the annotation of a GenBank genome assembly. NCBI's taxonomy places the organism in Eukaryota, Viridiplantae, Streptophyta, Magnoliopsida, Solanales, Convolvulaceae.
CACUAUUUGUGUUCCACUGCACUGCAACUUUAAAACAAAACUGUGGAAGCUACUCCGUAUCAUUUAAAACAAUGAGUUCGGUAACGUUAUCAGGUUCGCCUUCUUCCGCCGUCCCACGGAUGAUAUUCCGCCGUCUGCUCCGACCAAACGCCCCUCCUUUCUUCUGCUUUUCUAUCCGUCCGAAACAUCUUCUCCUAACCCCUUCUCUAGCGCGGCCACUUAUCUUCCCAUCCGUGAGCCCCCAUUUAUCCUCUACAAAUUAUCGCCAUUUCUCCCCAAACCCAAAACUUCAAGCCCUUCUACAGUUCGAAAAUUCCGUUGAAGAAAUAGAGGAAGAAAUCGAUUCUGAUGGGACUGAGGAAGCUCAAGAACCAGAAGCAGUACCUGUCACCACCGAAUCUCCCGGAAAUCUGAGGCUGCAUACGAAGCUACAGGGACUCACCGUGAAGGAGAAGAAAGAGUUAGGUUCUUAUGCACACAGCCUGGGGAAGAAGCUCAAGUCUCAACAGGUCGGAAAGUCUGGAGUCACUGCUACUGUUGUCACUGCCUUGGUUGAAACCCUUGAGAAAAAUGAACUUUUGAAGCUUAAAAUACAUGGAAGUUGCCCUGGAGAGCUGGAGGACAUAAUUAAGCAGUUGGAAGAAGACACUGGGUCUGUAGUGGUGGGCCAAAUUGCCAGGACUGUGAUUCUUUAUAGACCAAGCCUUUCUAAACUGGAAGCUGAAGAGAAGAAAAGGCGAGCUCAAAGAGCUUCUUCCAUAACGAGAAAGAAGCUGAUGAAACCCACUGAGGUCCGUCUGCGUUAACCUCACACUAGGGAAAGGGAUUGGCAGCUAGACCAUCAAAUCGUGGCCGUAGGGGGAGUAGCAGAUUUUCCUGAUGUGAAUGCUGAUACCCAUAUCGAUCCUCAUACGUAAGAAAUAGGUAAUAUCUGUAAAUCUGUGAUGGGCGUGAUGGCAAGUAGUAGCCUUUGAAAUUUAACAUUUCUAUUAAGUAAGAUGAGAUGGUUGAGGUCCCAGUUGAAGCCAAAGGAGAACUACCGCAGCAGAUUGUAGCCUCUAAAUACCAGGACCAGGCAUCAGAGUUCUUUGGAGAAUGAGAUAUAAUUUUGGACCUUUUUUUUUAUAUUCAGGAUGUGGUAUUCUACUAGUUAUAUUUUCAGCUGCCGUGAGCUUUUUUAUAUGAGCAAGGAAUCAUUUUACUUUUUUAAAUGUAAAUGGCUUAUAUAAGAAUCGUUGAAAUCAUCUUUAGUCUUUACAAUAUCCUCAACAUACCCAGCAAACCUAUUGAUUCCCUAAAUAGAACUUUUAUUCCAUAUAUGCACUUCCUAAUAUAAAUAAUUAUCUCUAGUUCCUUUGCAUAACUAAAGGCAGUCUGUUAUCGGUGGUAUUAGUCCGGUGGUGGUGGGCAGUCCAGUGGCGAUCUAAAUCUGCAACAGCGACGGUUGGAUUUGCAGCGAAAGCCAGAUUUCCGCUGCGGCCUGCGAAAGGUGACGGUUCGCCGUUCUGUCAGCAGUAAUAGUUGUGGCCAAGCUUUUGUCCAACUACAUACUUCUUCUGUUUUUAAAUAAUUGCAACAUUUUGAAUUUUAAACUAUUUUCAUGUUCCACUUUGAUUAUGUUUUAUGAGUGCUUUUCCUAUCCGGUCAGGCCGGACAGGACCUUGGUCCGGCCACCUCAAUUUGAGAUGGUUCCUGGUGGUAUUUUUGGCUGAAAUUUUUUGUGUAUGUUCCGUAUCAAGUCUAUUUCAUCCAUAUCAAAUUUGAGCAAAAAAUUCAAUUUGG